AUGUUUGCUCACCGCAAGAAAAGUCCCCCAAAGUUAUCCUACAACGAAGUUAUCGCAGCCUUGAGAGAUCUUCCAGGAGAGCAGACUUUCGGUCAUGUUGAAGAUUCUCAACAGCUCGACUUUCUCCGACGAAUUUAUCGACCGCUCCACAAGUUGUUCGCUACGUCUACAACCACUUCCAAGGUGAAUUGUGCACGAGUCAGAAAAAUAAAAAGCUUUCAAAUACCUCAAACUUUACAACAUCGUUUCUCACGGUUUGAAAAAGAUCCUUUGGAAUUUUGGGAAAUGCAUGUUAAGCCAUUGACGCGAUAUAGCGACAAGGCCGAGGAAGACAGGGCUAAGUUAUUCCUUAAAAAUGCAGCUCAUUUGGAAAAUAAUGUUGAUGAGCAAAUGAUUUUGCGAAGGCUUGUAGCUGUAUCAUCCUACAAACUCUUUCGGCGAGCAAUACCAACGUCAGACCAGCGGAUUAUGAAACCUAGCGUUAAGAAGUUUUUAUCUCACGUCGGAUUGUCUGUUUCAGAAGAUGAUGUUGAGACAAUUAAAACAUUCAGUGACAUCCUCCAUCGAGGAAAACGACAAAAGGAUUUCUGCGAAGAGUUUGCUGUUGAAUUCUCAAAUGAUGACAGCCUGGAAGCCACUCGCCCAAGCAGUAGCGAAGACGACAAUCAUAUAUAUAGACCAUUAUUCUUCUCGUCUAUCCCAGAUAGCAUGUGA
Molecule: messenger RNA, 714 nt
Organism: Penicillium cosmopolitanum
Lineage: Eukaryota; Fungi; Ascomycota; Eurotiomycetes; Eurotiales; Aspergillaceae
Exons: 1
Coding region: 1-714 (237 amino acids)
Source: RefSeq, a predicted model, not a curated record